AUAUUAUGCGACUACGUUCAACCCUGGUUCUACCUUACAAACAAAUGGUUCAACGGAAUAAAGUACAGAGUUAGUUACAAACUAGCUAGUAGUUACUAAGCCUCUAGUGUGGACGCAACCCUACCCUGUAAGCUACCAAAGUUAUGGUAAUAAUGGAGCACAAUGACUGUUGCCGUUUUUGUGGGAAAAAAAUGAGAAUUGCGGGCGUGCUUGUACAUUCAUCAAGCAUCUUCGAGAAACGACACACGUCGAGUAUUGCCGAGAGACUGCGGCAUAUUGGAGUGGCGGUAAUUAAAACACCGGCAAAGUCGAACAGGAUUUGUCAGCGGUGUCUCACCCUUUUAUCGAGACUGGAACGUGACUUGCCGGUGUAUUGGAGAUGGGUGGAGGAUGAGAAGAACGAGGAAACCUCCGCUGUAGAAACCAUGACAGCUCGCCUCAAACGUGACUCACAGCGGCCGUCCGAUGGUUCGGGACACGGGUUCUGUCUCUCUGGCGGUUCGGGAGCGUGUGAGGCGAUCAAAAGGCCUCGUGUGGUUCUGAGCGCUCAUGAGAAGGACUCGCUGCGAGCGGCGUAUGAGCUGGAGCCGUACCCGUCUCAACACACCAUCGAGAGGCUGGCGUCACAGCUAGCGCUUCAAACUAGCACUGUCAGUAACUGGUUCUACAACUACAGGUCCAGAAUUAGGCGAGAUGAUUUAACCGAACCAGUACAAACCAGAACAGUUCAAAGUCCAGCCAGUUCAAGUCCAGUUUCAAGCGGUUUAUUCUCGAUCAAACAAGAAGCCUGUGAUCCUGAGAUGGAGGACACACACCAACACACGUGUGUUUCUGUGGCCGUACAGGCCGUCACUAAAGCUGAAGAUCUGGACGAGCUUGUGUAAUGAACGAAUAAACAAACGAAUUAUUGACUUAUCUUUUUUUUUUAUUACAUUCAUACAGAAAAAGUGAAUCCUAAUUGAGCAAAUGUCUGUUUUUUUUUUUAUUAUGGCUGAAUUGUUUGUUUGAUAAAUUCUCAUGUCAGUUCACUUUGACGGUUUGAGGACUAAAGAAUGUGAAAGCGAAUAAAAGUCCCUUUUGGUGACUGAAAUAAUUGGAUUCUUAUUUUUACUUUUCAUUUGUAUUUGUUGUGAUGCUGAUAAAAGCCUUUAAAUAAAUAAAUGUGUUGAGAUUUACAAAUAAAUUAAA
Pimephales promelas (fathead minnow) is the source of this 1188-nucleotide messenger RNA. NCBI's taxonomy places the organism in Eukaryota, Metazoa, Chordata, Actinopteri, Cypriniformes, Leuciscidae. The record is from RefSeq and is a predicted model, not a curated record.